This is a messenger RNA of Acinonyx jubatus (cheetah), 1196 nucleotides long. RefSeq names its product olfactory receptor 10T2-like. Gene Ontology annotation, cellular component: membrane. Gene Ontology annotation, molecular function: olfactory receptor activity. The record is from RefSeq and is a predicted model, not a curated record. Gene Ontology annotation, biological process: G protein-coupled receptor signaling pathway. NCBI's taxonomy places the organism in Eukaryota, Metazoa, Chordata, Mammalia, Carnivora, Felidae.
AUGCCCUUGCGAUGGACAUCAUGGCUUUUACAAGUGACCUUCUACUGCUGCCUUUUUCAACAUUCGAAAACCUACAAGACUAAGGAAGUCAUCCAGACGCAAGGCUUUAACAGGACCACCGUGUUUACCCAGUUCACCCUGGUGGGCUUCCCUAGCCUGGGGGCAUUCCAACCGCUGCCGUCUGUCCUCUUUCUUCUCCUGUACAUGACCAUCCUGCUGGCCGAUGCCACCACCAUGACUGUCAUCCGCUGCAGCAGGACUCUACACCCUCCCACGUAUGGGUUCCUGUUCAUCCUUUCCUUCUCCGAAUCCUGUGACACUCUUGGCAUCAUCCCUCAGCUGCUGGCCCACCUGCUCUCAGCCACCAAGGGCAUCUCCUCUGUGGCCUGUGCCACGCAGCUCUUCUUCCUUGGCUUUGCCUGCACCAAUUGCUUUCUCAUCGCUGUGAUGGGGUAUGAUCGUUAGGUGGCGAUUUGCCACCCUAUGAGCUAUACGCUCAUCAUGAACAAGAGGGUAGGGUUGGGGUUGGUUUCCCUGUCCGGAGUCACAGGCUUCUUCAUUGCUCUGCUGGCCACCAAACUCAUCUGUGACAUGACUUUCUAUGGUCCCAACAGAGUCAACCGCUAUUUCUGUGACAUGGCGCCCGUCAUUAAGUUGGCCUGUGCAGACACCCAUGUGAAAGAACCGGCUCCAUUCAGCCGAAGCAUUCUGGCGACCAUGGCGCCUUUCCUGCUGAUUCUGAUCUCCUGUGGCUUCAUCGUUAACACCAUCCUGAAGAUCCCCUGGGCUGAGGGGAAGAAGGCCUUUGCCACACGCGUCUCCCACCUCGCAGUAGUCUUUGUGCACUACGGCUGUGCCUCCAUCACCUACCUGAGGCCCAGAUCCAAGUCUGCCUCAGACAAGGAUCAGUUGGUGGCAGUGACCUACACUGUGGUCACUCCCCUGCUCAAUCCUCUGGUCUACAGUCUGAGGAAUCAGGAGUUGAAGUCUGCCCCAAAAAGAUUUUUGGGAAAGCCCUGGAGCCACCAAGGUGAUCUAACAAAAAACCCUAAAGUUAACGAGGGAAGUUACAGGAGAAAUCAAAGGCGGGACGCUUUCUCUGUCUUUUUACCAAUCCAGUCCUGACGUGGACAGUGUUUCCAAGGACCAGGACCACUAUUCCCUGUUUCUUUGCUCCCAUUCCAGAAAAAAAAAAA